GGACGGUGCCUUGCACCAGAGCCUGGACCUGGAGAACGAAAUGGAAGAAAAAUCGCCCGUGCCGGCGGAAGAAGUGGAAACAACAGUUGAUGAACCUAAAGCUUCACUCUUUCCUCUCCUUCCACUCGCUGCCUCCUCACAACACGCCAGCAUCUCAGUUCCCCAAUGGCUCAGCAACUCCAGCUUCACCGCUGACAUUUCCGUCAUAAACGACGCCGUUGCGUCCCAGCUCAACCGCGAGGCCACCCAAUCGCCGCGAGAAGAUCAAGACCUUGAAGAUGAAGAAGGUCCCGCUGAUAAUCAAGCUCAACCGAAGCCAUUUUCUUCCUACGAGAUUCUGGAAUCAUCUCCAUCUGAUAGAGAGGAAGAGCGUGGUAGGGAGAGAAAGGACAAGAAAAAGAAGAAGAAGAAACGUAAGCGUGAUAGGUCCUCAGAGAAGGGAGGAUUGGAUGAUUACGGUUCGAGAAAGUCUCGUGUUCGAACUUGGGCUGAUGAGACCAGCACCGUUAAAGAAUAUUUCGUUGAUUCUCAUGGUGAUCCCGAUAAUUUGGCAUUUGGGUGCAUCUAUAGAAUGGAUAUUGCUCAGUACAAACCUUACAAUCCUUUAAAGCCAUCUGGGUUGCAUGUAAAAAGUUUGUAUUGGAGGAAUCAAAGGGAUUCUCUCUUGGAAAGAGAUGGUGAUGUUGAUGAAUUGGAUGCUAAGCUGAAAACCUCGGGCCGCUACUGGUCUGCAAAGCAUAUGGCUUUAGAACGCCAUAAAAACUUUAAGCGUAUUCGUCUUGUUGCACCAAAAAUGUCUGCUGAUUUGACCACUGAAGAUUUCAUACCUUUAUCAGACAUUAAGACAACUCAUAGAGCUGUUGAGAGUGAAUCUGUCUCAAUGGCUUCAGCGCUUGAAGAAUCUUGGGAAGAUGAAAUGUUCCGGAAAACUCGAGAGUUUAACAAACUGACAAGGGAGCGUCCACAUGAUGAAAAUGUUUGGUUAGCUUUUGCAGAGUUUCAAGACAAGGUUGCAGGAAUGCAGCGACAGAAAGGUGCUCGCUUGCAGACUCUGGAAAAGAAGAUUAGCAUAUUGGAGAAGGCAAUUGAUCUUAACCCAGAUAAUGAAGAGCUAUUGUUAUGUCUUUUGAAAGCUUAUCAAAUGAGAGACAGCUCAGAUAUCCUUAUUGGGAGGUGGGAAAAGAUACUUCUGCAGCAUUCUGGAAGUUACAAGUUAUGGACAGAAUUCUUGCAUGUUGUUCAGAGAGACUUCUCUAGAUUUAAGGUUUCAGAGAUUAGAAAAAUGUUUGCACAUGCAAUUGAAGCCCUAUCUGCUUCUCGCAGCAAGAACUUUAGGCAGGUUCAUCAAGCUGCUGAUCCUUCUUCACUGGAUCCUGGAAUUGUUCAGCUAGAACUUGGUCUUGUGGAUAUAUUUGUCAGUCUUUGCAGAUUUGAGUGGCAGGCUGGUUAUAGGGAGUUGGCUACUGCUUUAUUUCAGGCUGAAAUUGAAUUUAGUUUGUUUUGUCCACCUUUGCACCUCACAGAGCAGGGUAAGCAAAGACUAUUUGAACAUUUUUGGAAUAGUGAAGGUGAAAGAGUUGGAGAAGAAGGUGCCCUUGGUUGGUCCACGUGGUUGGAGAGAGAGGAGGAAACUAGACAAAAGGUCAUGAAAGAGGAGAACUCACACCAAGAUGAAGAAGGUGGUUGGACGGGUUGGUCAGAACCAUUAUCCAAAGUUAAGGAGGGUACUGUCCAAGAUGAAAACGAAGCAAACAAUGAUCUGAUUUCUGAAGAUGUCCACAAUGAAGAUGAGAAUGAAGAUGAAGUCAUGAAACAGGAAGAUGACACUGAAGAUUUGCUAAAAUUGCUUGGUAUUGAUGUUAAUGCUGGGGAUGAUUGUGAAGUCAAUGAAACUGCAACCUGGAUCAAAUGGUCAGAAGAAGAGUCUUCGAGAGAUUGUGACCAAUGGAUGCCUGUUCGUAGGAAAUCUGGUAAGAUCUCUCUUAAUUCUGCAACGCAUGAGCCUGAAGAGGAUGAGCAACUCUCGCGGAUCAUAUUGUAUGAAGAUGUGAAUGAAUACCUCUUUUCCUUAAGCUCAACAGAGGCACGACUAUCAUUGGUUUUCCAAUUCGUUGACUUCUUUGGUGGGAAGAUAUCUCAAUUGAUUUGUUCAAACAGUCCAAGUUGGGCAGAGACUAGCCUUAGCUGGGAGGAUCUGCCAGAUUCGAUAUUAGAGAAGUUGAGAUAUAUCCACAAUGUUUUAACAAAAGCACAAAGCAAUUCUACUGCUUUCAGUUUUGAAUUUCUGUCAGGCCAUUCCUCUAGGAGUGCUGAUAUGAUGAAGUUUCUCCGGAAUGCUCUCCUACUUUGUUUGAAUAUUUUCCCACGUAAUUACAUCUUGGAAGAAGCUGUUCUUACUGCUGAAGAGCUAUAUAAUACAAAAACAAAUCCUUCUAGCUGCUUGGUUACCCCAUGUCGAGCUUUAGCAAAGUCUCUCUUAAAAAGUGAUCGAAAGGAUGUAUUGCUAUGCGGGGUAUAUGCAAAAAGAGAGGCUAACUAUGGUAAUAUUGAUCAUGCAAGAAAAGUGUUUGACAUGGCGUUGUUGUCCUUAGAAGGGCUUCCAGUGGAACUGCAAUCAAGUGCUCCUCUUCUAUACUUCUGGUAUGCGGAGGCAGAACUUGCUAAUGCUAAUGAUUGUGAAUCUUCACAUCGUGCAAUGCAUAUAUUAUCAUGCUUAGGGAGUGGUACAAAAUAUAGCCCAUAUAAAAGUCAACCAUCAAGUUUACAACUGCUCAGAGCCCGCCAAGGGUUUAAAGAAAAAACUAGAACCGUACGGUCAUCUUGGGUUCGUGGUGUAAUAAAUGACCAAUCUGUAGCUCUGAUUUGUUCGGCGGCAUUGCUUGAGGAGCUUACCUCUGGGUGGGAUGCAGUAGUUGAAGUUUUUGAUCAGGCUUUUGCAAUGGUUCUUCCAGAAAGGAGAAGCCAUAGUCAUCAACUUGAAUAUUUGUUAAAUUAUUACAUAAAGAUGCUUCAAAGGCAUCAGAGUCUAGCAGAUCUGACCAAAGUUUGGGAGUCCAUUUCUCAGGGCCUUCAGAUAUAUCCUUUCAGUCCGGAACUUCUUAAAGGUGUAGUGGAGGUUGGCCAUUUUCACACAACUUCUAAUAAAUUGCGGUGGAUGCUAGAUGACUUAUCUAAGAAGAAACCAUCAAUUAUUCUAUGGCUUUUUGCAUUGUCAUUUGAGAUGUGUAGAGGUGGCUCACAACACAGAAUCCGUAGGUUGUUUGAAAGGGCACUGGGUAAUGAUGUGCUUUGCAGCUCAGCUGUACUCUGGCGUUGCUACAUUGAGUAUGAGAUGAAUGUUGCAAGCGAUCCUUUUGCAGCUCGACGUGUUUUCUUUCGAGCUAUCCAUGCCUGCCCGUGGUCUAAAAAGCUAUGGUUGGAUGGCUUUCUCAAAGUGAACCCUGUACUUACUGCAAAAGAGUUAUCAGAUCUCCAGGAAGUUAUGCGAGACAAGGAACUGAAUCUGAGAACAGACAUAUAUGAAAUCCUUUUGCAAGAUUCAUGACAAUUGCUCGUGUUACCAGAAUGUGGUUCUCGUGUUCCUUGUUAAUAAAGUGCGUCAAAUUGUGCCGGCCUCCGCCAAAGUUUUGUACAAUUUUAUAGUUCAAGUAAUCACAAGAUAACAUGUUAUGCUCAUAGUAUGUUAAACAUUGUAACUAAAAGAUAGCUGUCCGGCAAAGCAAAAUUUGAGGGGACUUCUUUGAGUGGAGAAUUAUUUGAUCUGAUUGUGGUUGAAAAUUUGAAAUCAUAUCCCCCCCCCCCCAUUUUUUUUUUUUGCUCUCAUUGACUGGGUUGGGUAGGAGUAGAGCUAGUUGGAGAAGCAGGCCUUGUAUAGGAAAGCAGAUUCUAACAUGCAAACUAGCAAUUUAGUACAUUAUUUUUUCCGUCAU
This is a messenger RNA of Neltuma alba, 3929 nucleotides long. Its product is annotated as protein NRDE2 homolog. NCBI's taxonomy places the organism in Eukaryota, Viridiplantae, Streptophyta, Magnoliopsida, Fabales, Fabaceae. The record is from RefSeq and is a predicted model, not a curated record. Gene Ontology annotation, cellular component: catalytic step 2 spliceosome. The coding region runs from base 41 to 3544 and encodes 1167 amino acids. The transcript has 10 exons. Gene Ontology annotation, molecular function: protein binding. Gene Ontology annotation, biological process: RNA processing; negative regulation of RNA catabolic process; regulatory ncRNA-mediated heterochromatin formation.